GAGAGGCUCUGGGGGUUUUGAUUUUUUCUCACUUCUUGCUGUUAUUUGGAAGUAAACGGUGCAUGAGAGAAUCGUCGGGGACCUCCGGAUUCGCGAAAUGUUGCAAUGAGGCGCCGACUCUGACUCGCCGUGCCAAACAGGAGUAUGAAGCGCUUUGUGGCUCAGCGAGCAGCGAGAGAGAAACGCCGUUUGCUUCGGAUAUUCAGCGACGCUUGCGGGCCGAUCGACUAGUGCCUGGAGCUAGGACUGGGCAACAUGGCCUCGGCUGCUAACGUCUCCUUCGAGCAGGAAAACGGGGAGCCCGAUCGGCCGAGGUUACCGCGGAGAAGGACUAGGAGGAACGGUCGCGCAGCCCCGCCGGAUUUGGAGUAUUUACAACGUCCGAGCUACUGCGAUGCAGCGUUCGCGCUUGAGCAGAUAUCCGAGGGUAAGGCGACUGGAAGAAAAGCAUCGCUCUGGCUCAGAGCAAAGUUUCAGAGACUUCUGUUCAGACUCGGCUGUUACAUACACAAGAACUGUGGAAAGUUUUUAGUUGUGGGCCUUUUAAUAUUUGGAGCUUUCGCUGUUGGAUUGAGGGCAGCUAAUCUGGAAACGAACGUGGAGAACCUCUGGGUAGAAGUUGGUGGCAGAGUAAAUCAGGAGCUAAAGUACACGCGGCAGAAGAUUGGUGAGGAGUCCAUGUUUAACCCUCAGAUAAUGAUCCAGACACCACGACAGCACGGUGAGAACAUCCUGACCGCUGAAGCACUAAAGCAACACUUAGACUCGGCCGUCAAAGCUAGCAGAGUGCAAGUUUACAUGUAUAACAGGAAAUGGAAUCUGGAACAGUUGUGCUACAAAUCAGGAGAAGUCGUCACAGAAAACAAUUUGGCCUACCAGAUCAUUCAAAAUCUACAUCCCUGUCUAAUCAUCACGCCUCUGGACUGUUUUUGGGAAGGUGCUAAGCUACACUCAGGCACAGCCUAUCUCCCUGGUAGACCCGCUCUGCAGUGGACCAACUUCGACCCAAUGGCUCUGAUUGCAGAUUUGGCAACCAUAACUCACCAGGUAGACUCCUGGGAGGAGAUAUUGGUCAAGGCAGACGUAGGUCAUGGCUACAUGGACCGGCCCUGCAUAAACCCAGCGGACCCGGAUUGCCCUUUCUCCGCCCCCAACAAGAACUCUACUCGGCCAUUAGACAUUGCCCGAGUCCUGACUGGUGGCUGCCGUGGAAUCUCCAAAAAGUAUAUGCACUGGCAGGAAGAGCUCAUCAUCGGAGGGACCUUGAAGAACGAUAGUGGGAGACUUCUCAGUGGCCAGGCUUUGCAGACCAUGUUUCAGCUUAUGACUCCCAAGCAGAUGUACGAGCACCUGAAGGGCUAUGAUGAGGUCUCACACAUGAACUGGAAUGAGGAAAAAGCAGCUGCCAUCCUGGAGGCCUGGCAAAGGCGCUAUUCUGAGGUGGUCCAGCAAAGUGUGUCCAUCAAUUCCUCUCAGAAAGUGCUGACCUUUACCACCACCACUCUAGAGGACAUCCUUAAAUCCUUCUCCAGUGUCAGUGGAAUCCGCAUCGCCAGUGGCUACUUGCUUAUGCUUGCCUACGCGUGUCUGACCAUGUUGCGCUGGGACUGUGCCAGAUCCCAGGGGGCAGUGGGGCUGGCCGGCGUGCUGCUGGUCACUCUGUCCGUCGCUGCUGGACUCGGUCUUUGCUCUCUCAUCGGCAUUUCCUUUAAUGCUGCUACCACUCAGGUGCUUCCAUUUCUUGCUCUUGGCGUUGGGGUUGAUGACAUCUUUCUCCUCGCGCAUGCUUUUAGUGAGACCGGGCAGAACAAACGCAUCCCUUUUGAGGACCGUACAGGCGAGUGUUUGAAGAGAACAGGGGCCAGUGUGGCUUUAACCUCAAUCAGUAACAUCACUGCUUUUUUUAUGGCUGCCCUCAUCCCUAUCCCAGCGCUGCGAGCCUUCUCUUUACAGGCUGCGGUUGUGGUGGUGUUUAACUUUGCCAUGGUGCUGCUCAUCUUCCCCGCCAUCCUGAGCAUCGACCUUUACCGACGAGAGGAGCGCCGCUUUGACAUCUUCUGCUGCUUCAUGAGCCCGUGCUCUAACCGUGUAAUCCAGAUGGAGCCUCAGGCGCUGGGCGACUUGGGCCACUGCACCCCUCCACCCUCCUACAGCAGCCACAGCUUCUCUCAGCACACGCACAUCACCAUGCAGUCGACGGUGCAGCUGCGCACCGAAUACGACCCGCGCACGCAGGCCUACUACACCACAGCCGAGCCACACUCGCAGAUCUCAGUGCAGCCGCUUCACCCCAACCACAACAAUAACCACAAUAACAACAACAGCUCCACACGCGACCUGAUAAGCCAGGCCACGGAGACGGGGUCAGAGCACCCAGAGUCCUCCUGUGCGCACUGGACGUUCGCCGCCUUCGCCGAGAAGCACUACGCACCGUUUCUGCUGCAACCCACCACAAAGGUGGUGGUGAUUGUGCUGUUCCUGGCUCUUCUGGGCGUCAGUCUGUACGGCACCACACGAGUGCGGGACGGCCUGGAGCUGACGGACAUCGUGCCGCGCGAGACGGCCGAGUACGACUUCUUGGGCGCGCAGUUCCACUACUUCUCCUUCUACAGCAUGUACGUGGUGACACAGCGGGUGGACUACGCCCGGAAACAGCCGCUUCUCUAUGAGCUGCACCAGCGCCUCGGUACCGUCAAAUACGUGCUGCGAGACGAACAAGGCCAGUUACCGCUCAUGUGGCUCCACUACUUCAAUGACUGGCUGCAAGGCUUGCAGAAAGCCUUUGAUAAGGACUUGAAGGAAGGCCGGAUCACUCAGGGGAACUACAGGAAUGGCUCAGAUAACGGCAUCCUGGCCUACAAGCUCCUGGUUCAGACAGGCCGCCGAGAAAAGCCGAUCAACCUCAACCUGCUUACCAGACACAAGCUGGUGAACGCGGACGGGAUAAUCAACCCCAACGCCUUCUACAUCUACCUGACUGCAUGGGUCAGUAACGAUCCAGUGGCCUACGCUGCCUCUCAAGCUAACGUUCGGCCUCAUCCCACCGAGUGGAUCCAUGACCGCACCGACUCCAUCCCCAUCAACAGCCUCACAAUUCCUGCUGCAGAGCCUAUCGAAUACGCUCAGUUUCCCUUCUACCUCAAUGGACUACGUGAGACCCCAGAGUUUGUGGAGGCUAUCGAGAGCGUGCGUGCCAUCUGCAACAACUACAGUCGCCAUGGAGUGCCCAGCUACCCCAAUGGCUACCCAUUCCUCUUUUGGGAGCAGUACGUAGGUCUUCGCCACUGGCUGCUGCUCUUCAUCAGUGUGGUGCUGGCUAGUACCUUCCUCGUCUGUGCCGUCUUUCUGCUCAACCCCUGGACUGCUGGCAUUAUUGUGCUGGUGUUGUCGCUGAUGACAGUGGAGCUGUUUGGCAUGAUGGGGCUGAUUGGCAUUAAGCUCAGUGCUGUACCUGUGGUCAUCCUUAUUGCUUCUGUGGGCAUUGGUGUGGAGUUCACAGUCCAUGUGGCCCUGGCCUUCCUGACAGCCAUAGGGGACAGAAAUAAACGGGCAGUGCUGGCACUGGAGCACAUGUUUGCUCCCGUUCUGGACGGAGCCUUCUCUACCCUACUGGGAGUGCUAAUGCUGGCAGGAUCUGAGUUUGACUUCAUAGUCCGAUAUUUCUUUGCUGUAUUAGCCAUCCUGACUGUGUUGGGGGUUCUGAAUGGACUGGUGCUGCUCCCGGUCCUAUUGUCCUAUUUCGGCCCUUAUCCAGAGGUGACUCCAGUGGACGGACGAAGCCGAUUGCCCACUCCAACUCCAGAGCCAUUUCCACCAGUGGUGCACUUCACCAUGCAUCCCAACCACGCCGCCACUUCCACCACUGGAACAGGCUCAGAUACCUCCGACUCAGAGUACAGCUCCAACUCCACGGGAUCAGGGAUCAGCCAUGAGAUGUCGCACCAUGACCUCCAGGUCAGCAGGGGGCGAACUGCACGAGCUGAAGAGGUACAAAUUACCACUGUGCCGCGACCAAACAGUCAUCACAAACAGCCAGCAACUCCACCAGCUUACACAGCUGGAGCGACUGACUCUAAACACCAGCAGCAUCAUCACCCCCCUCAUCCUCAUCACUCUCAGGAUGCAGGACCUUCCCUUCCUCACCGACACAUUGGCCGAGAGCCGAAGCGGGAGGCGGGACCCAGACAUGCCGCUCCUCCUCACAGGCGGCGCACAGACGCUUUUGAAAGCACCGGCCCUUGUGGCCCGAGAGAACAUUCAGCGGGCCGACGGCCUCAUUCCCACAACCCUUACCCUCACCCCAUACACCCCGGCUCAGGUCCCACCUACUGCCAACCCAUCACCACGGUGACGGCUUCAGCCUCUGUCACGGUGGCCGUCCAUCCGGGCAUGCCUGCCCAGACCCCCCACUACCCCUGCUACACCUCUAAUGACAACUGCCGCACUUCCGAAGGAGCCUACGCUCACGACGCGCACUUCCCUGACCCUCACGUGCCUUUCAGUGAGCACCGCUACAGUGGAGACUCGACGCAGGAGGGCCUGGAGCUGCAGGACUUAGAGUUCAGCUCUCACACCGAGAGCCAAACCAGAGCCUCCAGCUGAGUGGCUGAACGUUGAAAAGCACAACUGGCCAAAGAUGGGAUGUGCGUGUGCUGGAGUGGAGGAGACGUGGUGCUGCAAAGCGAGGGAACUCGGACCAGCAGUGCCCUCGCAGUGCUUCACUGUUACUGUA
This is a messenger RNA of Trichomycterus rosablanca, 4732 nucleotides long. RefSeq names its product patched 1 (gene ptch1). Bases 256 to 4602 code for a protein of 1448 amino acids. NCBI's taxonomy places the organism in Eukaryota, Metazoa, Chordata, Actinopteri, Siluriformes, Trichomycteridae. Gene Ontology annotation, molecular function: hedgehog receptor activity; hedgehog family protein binding; smoothened binding. Gene Ontology annotation, biological process: negative regulation of smoothened signaling pathway. The transcript is spliced from 24 exons. Gene Ontology annotation, cellular component: plasma membrane. The record is from RefSeq and is a predicted model, not a curated record.